This is a messenger RNA of Pristis pectinata (smalltooth sawfish), 2331 nucleotides long. It is a transcript of the gene ripk1l, whose product is annotated as receptor (TNFRSF)-interacting serine-threonine kinase 1, like. Gene Ontology annotation, molecular function: protein binding; ATP binding; JUN kinase kinase kinase activity. NCBI's taxonomy places the organism in Eukaryota, Metazoa, Chordata, Chondrichthyes, Rhinopristiformes, Pristidae. The transcript is spliced from 12 exons. Gene Ontology annotation, biological process: signal transduction; protein phosphorylation. The record is from RefSeq and is a predicted model, not a curated record. The coding region runs from base 162 to 2312 and encodes 716 amino acids.
GGAACUCAGACCAGUAGAAUGAUCUGUGGGAUUAUUCAUUAAGAAUUUGUUCUUCGUUUCCAAUGACUCUUAUUCCUUGUUGCAAAAAUAUUACCCAGCCAUAUCCUGAUCAGGUGCUGCAAAACUAACUAGCUGUAAGGAAAAACCCGGUUGGAACAAUUAUGUCUUUGGAUGACAUCCACAUUGAUUCCAAAGAACUGAUUGAGAAACAUCCUAUGGAUGGUGGAGGAUUUGGAAUGGUUUCAUUAUGCCACAGGAAAAAUCAUGGACUCGUUGUUUUAAAAACAGUAUAUACAGGACCACAGCGAAUGGAAUAUAAUGGAUCACUCCUCGAGGAAGGUAAAAUGAUGCAUAAAUUGAAUCAUGAUCGGGUAAUAAAGUUGAUUGGAGUUAUUUUAGAAGAUGGGAAUUAUUCACUUGUCAUGGAGUUCAUGGAGAAUGGAAACCUGCUGCAGCUUUUAAAGAGUGUAACUAUUCCAUUAACUGUAAAAGGAAGAAUAAUUCUGGAAAUUAUAGAAGGGAUGGCUUAUUUACAUGUCAUGAAUAUUGUACACAAAGACCUAAAGCCUGAAAACAUCUUGGUUGAUGCAGAUUAUCAUAUCAAGAUUGCAGAUCUUGGUGUGUCAAUUUUUCGAACUUGGAGCCGAUUGACUACUGAAGAACUUAAGAGAAGGCGCCAAAUGGGUUCGAAGCCCCAGAAUAAUGCAGGCACGCUGGCGUACCUGGCACCUGAGCAUUUGCAGUCACUGAAUACCAAAGCCACAGAAAAGUCUGACGUGUAUAGCUUUUCCAUUGUGGUGUGGGUGAUUCUGACUAACAGAGAACCGUAUGAAAAUGCAUUAAAUGAUACCCAGGUUAUGAACCUAGUUCUUAGAGGAGAUCGCCCUGACCUUAAUCUCAUUCCUGAUGAAUCCCCUAAAGAGAUGGUUUUUUUGAUGCAGCGGUGCUGGGCAAAUAAACCUGAGGAGAGGCCGACUUUUUCAGAGUGCAAUCUGGGAUUCCAACCAUUUUAUGAAGAAAAUCUGCAGAAAUAUAUUGAUGAUGAUGUGGAAAAGUUGAGAGAGCUGUCCCUGAAGAGGCCAACUGCUCCAAGACAACUGGUGAAAAGGAUGAAGUCUUUGCAAGUGGAUUGCGUUGGUCUUAUGCCAGACACGCCUCCAAAAGAUGAUCCAAACUCUUUGCACAGCUCACAAGGAAUUUCUGCUAAUGGUAACACUCUAGAGGUAACUUUUUCAUCCUGCAAGUUAAGUGAACCAGCAGAGAAUGAUCUUGACAGCAGUGCCUGUGACAAUGAGAGUGCUGAUGAUGCACAAGUAAGGAGAAAACUAGAGGAGGAAAUGAAUUAUCACUUGACUGGCAGCCGCCUAGACGCUUCAAUUUCUCCAACUAAUUUUGAACAGAUAAGGAAGGAAAGAAGCAAAAGAGUUUCUAAUGAACCUGCUUUUGGAAGUUCCUACCCUUCUUUAAUGCUGCCUUAUCUUGCCACAAGCUUGGCUAAGGUUGAACCAUCUGAGGAUCUGUAUUGCUCCCAGGAUUCAAACCCUCAUCAGGUUCAACAGAAUGUGGAAAACUCCUUUGCAAGUUUAAUGAGCCUUUCAAAGCCAGUAAAGGAAGAAACAAACUUUCACGACCCAAGCAAAAUAAGCUCUACAGGAUUCUCUGUAGACUACAGAGCACCAGCCCAGAGAACACCAGGUCCUAUUCCUGUUGCAGAAACUGGUGGUUCACCAACUGGGCAGCACAAAAUCUGGGAGCAAUAUCUACGGGCAGUCUCAAGAAAUCAAGGUGAAUCCAAUCCAUAUAUUGGGAAUUUUCUUCGGAAUCCUACCGGCCAGUUUGAACACAUGAGUGAUAGCAACCUGAAAUAUUUUGGCCAGGAGGGUUCACCAAGCAUCUGCCUAUCUGAGGCCAAGGGAGUUCAAAUCGGUGACAAUAACACUAUGUAUAUUGAAAAGACAGUUGUUAAUAGAAAAAAGCAGCAAGAUUUCAAAUUUUCCAGACAAACAGCAAAUGCUCAGCAUCUGGAGGGUCUGGCCAAUAACCCAGUUAAAGAAGCUCAUCUGGACCUCUUGCGAGGAGAACUUGGGAAAGAUUGGAAACACUGUGCUCGUAAGCUUGGGUUCAGAGAAUCAGAAAUUGAUGAAAUUGACCAUGACUAUGAAAGAGAUGGACUGAAAGAAAAGGUUUAUAAAAUGCUACACAAGUGGCAAAUGAAAGAAGGGUCAAAGGGUGCCACUGUUCGGAAGCUAGUUCAAGCCCUGAAUAGUUGCAACAGGUCAGACCUCACUCUGAGUCUUCAAAACUGUCUCUGAGUUUUAUCCUGUUUCAAGG